AUGAAAGCUUUUAACGCGCAUCCAGAAUAUUAUUGUAUUUAUCAAGAUGAUAGUAACAUUCUUGUCGAAGUGUACAUGGGAAGUAAAAAAUUUGCCGAAGUUUACAGUAAGUUCUGGAAGACGGCAUUAUAUGAAGCAUUUUGGAUGACAUAUGAAAAGCUUGGUUUAAAUAUUUACGAUAAUGAUAAAACUAAG
Molecule: messenger RNA, 195 nt
Organism: Funneliformis caledonium
Lineage: Eukaryota; Fungi; Glomeromycota; Glomeromycetes; Glomerales; Glomeraceae
Source: the annotation of a GenBank genome assembly